AUGGCAAAUUCGAUUUCUGAAUCUAAAACUUCCUUUGAAUCUAAAACUUCCUUUGAAUCUUCAAUUUCCAAUACUGUCGCUUCCACUAUCAAUGAUAGCGAGUCGCAUCCUUAUGUCGGGUUUGACAAUAAUGCAGAAGAACGCAUCAGAGAACUAGCUAGAACAUUGACUCGAGCUAGUACAAAUUAUUCAGCUGCACAAAAUGGCACUGACAACCUCGACUUAGCCACCGUUUUAACUAGCGCAACUACACACUCUAUUUUUGGAAAAAAUGAUCCUGUUUCUCCAAACUUUGAAGAUACUGAUGCUGUAGGCUACGAUCCUAGGCUUGAUCCAGAUAAUGAUAUGUUCGAAAGUAAAGCGUGGGUUCAAAACGUCGCUAAUUUAGCAACCGCCGAUCCUGAGUACUAUAAACCGUAUUCGUUAGGUUGCACCUGGAAGAAUUUAUCUGCGUCUGGGGAUUCUUCUGAUGUUUCCUACCAGUCAACAUUUGGUAAUAUGCCGUUCAAGCUACUAACGCAAUUGGUUCGUCUCUGUCUUCCAAAGAAGGAGUCUGAUACAUUCAAGAUUUUGAAACCUAUGGAUGGCUGCAUCAAGCCCGGCGAGCUACUGGUUGUUCUUGGUAGACCAGGUUCCGGCUGUACUACACUGUUGAAGUCAAUAUCAUCCAACACUCAUGGUUUCAAUAUUUCAAAAGACUCCACUAUUUCUUACGAGGGAAUUACUCCAAAGGAGUUGAAGAAACAUUAUAGAGGUGAGGUAGUUUACAACGCAGAAGCUGAUAUUCAUUUACCUCAUCUAACUGUCUCACAAACUUUGUUAACUGUUGCAAGGUUAAAAACCCCUCAAAAUAGAUUCAAGGGUGUUGCAAGAGAAACAUUUGCUAAGCACAUGACAGACGUCGCAAUGGCAACUUACGGUUUAUUACAUACCAGAAAUACUAAGGUCGGUGAUGAUCUCGUAAGAGGUGUCUCUGGUGGUGAAAGAAAAAGGGUGUCAAUUGCUGAAGUAUGGGUCUGUGGAUCUAAAUUCCAAUGUUGGGAUAAUGCCACGAGAGGUUUAGACGCCGCUACUGCAUUAGAGUUUGUACGCGCUUUAAAGACACAAGCCGAAAUAGCUAACGCAGCAGCCACAGUUGCUAUUUAUCAAUGUUCCCAAGAUGCAUAUGAUUUGUUUGAUAAAGUAUGUGUCUUAUAUGAGGGAUAUCAAAUCUAUUUCGGUUCUUCACAAAGGGCCAAGCAAUACUUCGUUGAUAUGGGAUACAUCUGUCCCGAUCGUCAAACUACUGCUGACUUUCUAACUUCUAUCACAAGUCCAGCAGAAAGAGUUGUAAAUGAAAAGUUUAUAAGUCAAGGUAAGACUGUUCCACAAACCCCCAAAGAAAUGAAUGAUUACUGGAUGGAGUCUUCAAAUUACAAGGAAUUGAUGACUGAAAUUGAUGCUACCCUACUUGAGGACAACUCGCAGAAUACUUCCACAGUGAAAGCAGCACACAUAGCGCAACAAUCUAAAAAAUCUAGACCAACUUCUCCAUAUGUUGUGAAUUACGGCAUGCAAAUCAAAUACUUAUUGAUAAGAAACGUUUGGAGAAUGAAAAAUAGUCCUAGUAUCACUUUUUUCCAGGUUCUUGGUAAUUCUGGUAUGGCUUUUAUUAUUGGUUCAAUGUAUUACAAGGCAAUAAGAGGUGUAGGUACAGAAACAUUUUAUUAUCGUGGUGCUGCAAUGUUUUUUGCUAUUUUAUUCAAUGCAUUUUCCUCUUUGCUGGAGAUCUUCAAACUAUACGAAGCUAGACCAGUAACAGAGAAACAUAGAACAUACGCCCUUUAUCAUCCUAGUGCUGAUGCUUUCGCAUCAAUUAUCUCAGAAAUUCCUCCCAAAAUUGUAACCGCUAUUUGUUUCAACAUAAUUCUUUAUUUUUUGGUGAACUUUCGUCGUGACGCAGGUGCCUUUUUCUUCUACUUCCUAAUAAGUGUAACAGCGGUCUUCGCAAUGUCACAUAUAUUCCGUUGUGUCGGUUCCUUAACAAAGACUCUUCAGGAAGGUAUGGUUCCCGCUUCUGUAAUGCUGUUAGCUUUGGGAAUGUAUGCUGGAUUUGUUAUUCCCAAAACUAAAAUUCAUGCCUGGUCUAAGUGGAUAUGGUACAUCAAUCCGCUAGCCUAUUUGUUUGAAGCCCUUAUGAUAAAUGAAUUUCAUGGUAUAUGGUAUGAAUGUGGAGAAUAUAUCCCCUCUGGAGACUAUUACAGUAAUGUUACAGGUACGCAGCGGGUUUGUGGGGUAGUGGGGUCGAAACCGGGGUAUGAUUCUGUCCUAGGAGAUGAUUAUCUUAGUAUGAGCUAUGACUAUGAUCACAAACACAAAUGGAGAAGUUUUGGGAUUGGUCUUGGUUACGUUGUAUUCUUUUUCAUAUUGUAUCUGAUUCUUUGUGAAUACAACCAAGGAGCUAAACAGAAAGGUGAAAUAUUGGUAUUCCCACAGAAUAUUGUUCGUAGAAUGCACAAGCAAAAUAAAUCAGUCAGACAAACUACUAAAGACGGCUCUACCAAAGAUUUGGAAAACAAUCAGGAAAAAGACGGUAGCUCUGUCCAGGAUUCGGCUCUUAUUGAAGAUAGCGAUAGAGCGGAUAGUAAAAGACUUUCGUUGGAGUCUAAGAAUGCAUCUAACGAAAAGGAAAACGAAGAAGGCUUAUUCAAGUCUGAGGCCAUUUUCCAUUGGAGAGAUCUUUGUUAUGAUGUACAGAUUAAGAGUGAAACAAGACGUAUUUUGAAUAACGUAGAUGGUUGGGUCAAGCCCGGUACGUUAACCGCCUUAAUGGGUGCCUCUGGUGCUGGUAAGACUACAUUGUUAGAUUGUCUUGCCGAGAGAGUCACAAUGGGUGUGAUUACUGGUAAUAUUUUUGUGGAUGGACGUCUACGUGACGAGUCGUUCCCCAGGUCCAUUGGCUACUGCCAGCAACAGGAUUUACAUUUGAAGACUGCUACUGUUAGAGAGUCAUUAAGGUUUUCGGCUUAUUUACGUCAACCAGCGUCCGUGACAAAAGAGGAAAAGGACCGUUACAUCGAACAAGUUAUCAAGAUUCUGGAAAUGGAGACGUAUGCAGACGCAGUUGUUGGUGUUCCGGGAGAGGGUUUGAAUGUCGAACAGGGAAAGAGAUUGACUAUUGGUGUUGAACUUGCUGCUAAGCCAAAACUGCUAGUUUUCCUAGAUGAACCGACAUCUGGUUUGGAUUCACAAACAGCAUGGUCUACAUGUCAAUUGAUGAGAAAACUCGCCAACCAUGGUCAGGCCAUUCUCUGUACUAUCCAUCAACCUUCUGCUAUUUUGAUGCAAGAAUUUGACCGUCUGUUAUUUUUACAAAAGGGUGGCAAGACUGUUUAUUUUGGAGAUCUAGGUAAGGGCUGUAAGACAAUGAUUGAGUACUUCGAAAAGCAUGGAGCACAAGCAUGUCCACCGGAUGCCAAUCCAGCUGAGUGGAUGUUAGAGGUAAUUGGUGCAGCACCGGGCUCUCACGCAUUACAGGAUUAUCAUGAAGUCUGGAUGAAUUCAGAAGAAUAUAAAGCGGUCCAUAGGGAAUUAGAUCGUUUGGAGAAAGAAUUACCAUUGAAAACCAAAACGGCGGACUCGGAAGAGAAAAAAGACUUUGCUACGCCAAUACCCUUCCAGUUCAAGUUAGUCUGUCUUCGUCUGGCUCAGCAAUAUUGGAGAUCACCGGAUUAUCUAUGGUCAAAAUUCAUAUUAACUAUACUUUGCCAACUUUUUAUUGGGUUCACUUUUUUUAAGGCAGAUCACUCUCUACAAGGCUUGCAAAAUCAAAUGCUAUCUAUAUUUAUGUUUUCUGUUAUACUGCAACCAUUGAUCCAACAAUACUUGCCAUCUUACGUGCAACAAAGAGAUUUGUAUGAAGCCAGAGAGCGUCCAUCGAGAACCUUUUCUUGGGUAUCAUUUUUCCUGGCACAAAUAGUCGUGGAAGUUCCAUGGAAUAUGUUAGCCGGUACUCUAUCAUAUUUCCUCUAUUACUAUGCUGUAGGAUUCUACAACAACGCAUCAGAGGCAGGUCAACUACAUGAAAGAGGUGCACUGUUUUGGUUAUUUACAACCGCCUAUUUUGUUUACAUCGGUUCUCUGGCAAUCAUGGCAAUAUCGUUUUUACAAGUUGAAGAUAACGCUGCACAUUUGGAUAAUCUACUAUUUACAAUGGCAUUAUCGUUUUGCGGCGUUAUGGUACCCUCAAAAGCUAUGCCAAGAUUUUGGAUAUUCAUGUAUAGGGUUUCUCCCUUGACCUACUUUAUUGACGCUUGUUUAUCAACGGGUAUUGCUAAUGUUGAAAUAGAAUGCGCAGAUUAUGAAUAUGUUAGUUUAACUCCUCCAAAUAACAUGACAUGUGGUGAUUAUAUGCAGGAGUACAUUACAUACCGGGGUACAGGCUAUCUAGCAGACCCCAUGGCGACAGAUACAUGCCAAUUUUGUAAAUACUCCAAGACAAACGAUUAUUUGCUGACAGUCGGUUCGGCAUAUUACAGGAGAUGGAGAAAUUUCGGUAUUUUCAUCUGUUUCAUCGUUUUUAAUUAUGUCGUAGGAACAUUUUUAUACUGGUUAGCAAGAGUCCCAAAAUCUGAGCAUAAUAUUUUCAGAAGAUUGAAAGAGCGCUUCUUCACGCAUUAG
Messenger RNA from Kazachstania africana CBS 2517, 4659 nucleotides. Its product is annotated as pleiotropic drug resistance family ABC transporter. Gene Ontology annotation, biological process: xenobiotic detoxification by transmembrane export across the plasma membrane. Gene Ontology annotation, molecular function: ABC-type transporter activity; ATP hydrolysis activity; ATP binding. Gene Ontology annotation, cellular component: membrane. The record is from RefSeq and is a predicted model, not a curated record. NCBI's taxonomy places the organism in Eukaryota, Fungi, Ascomycota, Saccharomycetes, Saccharomycetales, Saccharomycetaceae. The transcript has a single exon. The coding region runs from base 1 to 4659 and encodes 1552 amino acids.